AUGCGCCACUCAAGAAAGACCCAGAUCGCUGUGGUUGAUGCGGGUACAGAGAAGCACCAAUAUGCACCAAGCAAAAAGUCACCAGCCUCAAGAAAAAGCACUGGAUCGUCUACAAAACAGCUUCAACAACUUUUCAGACUCUAUGAAGAUGCGCUAUACACUUAUAACCAAUCAGCCCUAGCAAAGACCAUCGAAGAUAUGCUGCGAACAAAAAGCCGGCCGCGCAUCACAAAGAUUGUCUCACUCGGCUUGGGGAGCUUAUUUGACGCCAAGGAUCAACAGCGUCGUGUCAAGCAGCUGGUUGUUCUUAUGGCCAUCGCAUCUCACCUAACGUUACCAUUAGGUGACAAGAGCGCUUUACAAAUUUAUGCCCAGGACCCGACAUUUACAGCAGCAGAUGAGAGUUUUCUACAAGACCUUGGCGUUGCCGUCCUUAAAACACCGUCCAUCGCUGAUUUGGGCGAGGCUGGGAGAAUGAUGGAUGAGGAAACACUUGUCUACAGCCCUUUCCUCACCCUCGAGACAUACAAAUUAUUGCUCUCUUCAUCACAAUCCUCAGAUGUCCCAGUCAAUGUACCCAUAUUGGUCAGCGACGACUUCAAUUCACUCAGAUUGAAGUGGGACAAGCGAACAACGGAGCGAAAAGACGUCGAGGGUUUGAUCCAAGGAGCGCGAACAAGCAAUUAUCGCCGCCGCGCUGUCAACGGAGAAGGGUUCUGGACUGAAGCAGAUCGACCAUUCCCGAUGGCAUUAUACUGGAGACAGCCAAUGCAGCAAGAGUUACCAGUCGCUCGGAAUGUGGAGCCUACCGUUCGAUCGGACACAUUCUCGCCAUUCGAGCGGCAGUCAAUUGCGAUCCAAGCUUAG
Molecule: messenger RNA, 867 nt
Organism: Fusarium sp. VM40
Lineage: Eukaryota; Fungi; Ascomycota; Sordariomycetes; Hypocreales; Nectriaceae
Source: the annotation of a GenBank genome assembly